AUGCAGGUCUGCCAAAUACUCCAAGAUGUUCCUCCACCUGAGAGCAAUGGAUCAGAGUUUGUUUCCAUUCCUGCCCGUCAAGUUCGGGGGUCCCUGUCCGAUACCGCAAUGGACAGUGGUAACGUCGUCGUUGAUAUUUUCAUGGACGUCAUAAUGAAGGUCUCGAAGCGUUGGAAGCGAGGGGGCCCGCACAUUGUGAUAUUGACCUUUGGGUCAUAUAGCCUUGACACGGGAUACCCCACAGACCCCGUAUUUACGUCUAUGGACGCAAACCAGGCGGUUACCCUCAACAGUGCUUUCUGUGGAAAGGCAGAACCGUUGGCGCCAUUUCUUUUGCCCGAUCUUUCUCGUGCAACUCUGGUGGUGCACGGUACACGUCAACGACACUUGUGCGGAGGACCCAAAAGCGCCACGGAGUUCCAAUUUCAAAAUGUGAUUGGCUGGGGAAGCUCCGAGCAGCACCCCGAGCAUGAAGCAUGA
Coprinopsis cinerea okayama7#130 is the source of this 480-nucleotide messenger RNA. RefSeq lists its product as hypothetical. The record is from RefSeq and is a predicted model, not a curated record. The coding region runs from base 1 to 480 and encodes 159 amino acids. The transcript is spliced from 7 exons. Lineage: Eukaryota; Fungi; Basidiomycota; Agaricomycetes; Agaricales; Psathyrellaceae.